Molecule: messenger RNA, 2594 nt
Organism: Pangasianodon hypophthalmus (striped catfish)
Lineage: Eukaryota; Metazoa; Chordata; Actinopteri; Siluriformes; Pangasiidae
Gene: kdelr2b
Product: KDEL endoplasmic reticulum protein retention receptor 2b
Exons: 5
Coding region: 182-820 (212 amino acids)
Biological process (GO): protein retention in ER lumen; endoplasmic reticulum to Golgi vesicle-mediated transport
Cellular component (GO): cis-Golgi network; endoplasmic reticulum; membrane
Molecular function (GO): ER lumen protein retrieval receptor activity
Source: RefSeq, a predicted model, not a curated record
CACGUCGCGCUGUUCUCGCCAUCUUUCAACUGGGGAGUGCAGGAAGCGCUGAAAAUCGCGUCUCUUUCCCAGUUUUUGGGCCGUGACUGGUGUUUGUAGCUGAGUUCCAGUCGUUUCGUUAUCCUUUUUCUUUUCCCAGAAACGCUUCCUCUCCGCUGUUCCUCUCUCUGCGGACGCAAUCAUGAAUAUUUUCAGACUCACCGGAGAUCUCUCGCAUUUAGCUGCUAUCAUCAUCCUGCUGCUGAAGAUAUGGAAGAGCAGGUCCUGUGCCGGUAUAUCUGGAAAAAGCCAAAUUCUGUUUGCAUUGGUUUUCACAACACGCUACUUGGACCUUCUCACCUCAUUUAUCUCUCUGUACAACACUUCAAUGAAGAUUAUCUACAUUGGAUGUUCAUAUGCCACAGUGUACCUGAUCUAUGCCAAGUUCAAAGCCACCUAUGAUGGGAAUCAUGACACUUUCAGGGUGGAGUUCCUGGUCGUUCCUGUGGGCGGUCUCGCUUUUCUCGUCAACCAUGACUUCUCUCCUCUGGAGAUCCUGUGGACUUUCUCCAUCUACUUGGAGUCGGUGGCCAUCCUUCCUCAGCUCUUUAUGAUCAGUAAGACUGGGGAAGCUGAGACCAUCACCACGCACUAUCUGUUCUUCCUGGGCCUCUAUCGUGCCCUGUAUCUCAUCAACUGGGUCUGGCGCUUCUACUUUGAAGGCUUCUUUGACAUGAUUGCCAUUGUGGCAGGCCUCGUUCAGACAAUCCUGUAUUGUGAUUUCUUCUAUCUCUAUGUAACAAAAGUGUUAAAAGGGAAGAAGCUGAGUUUGCCAGCUUAAAUGAGUGAUAGAGACAGAGCUUUAGCGGUUGUGCGCGGAAGCGCAGGACGCCGCUGAUGCCGCGUUGGUGUAAGAUGCCUGAGGAGUGCAACAUGGAUCCAUUAUUUUCCUCAAACCCUGACCAGCUCUGGGACAGUUCUGGAUUCAAACUGUGGUAAUCGCACAACUCCUCCAGUAUCCACGUUUUACACGUUUCACCAUGUUUUUAUUACUUAUUAAGAUAAACGAAAUGAACCAUUUUCUAUUGGAAAUAUCACUUCAAUUUGGCAUCAAACAUAAAAUGCUGUAAAAUGUAUCAAAUUUGUCAGUGUAUAAUGGUCGAUAGGGAUUAUUCUUAUGCAGGGUAUUGUCUGUUUUUAAAAUGUUUGGAAUUUGAGUGAAUGUACCAUAUUUUCUAGAGUGUAAGACGCAAUUGUUGCUCUCUAACAGGCGCUGAAUUUUUUUUUUUUGCAAAAAUCCCAAUUGCGGAUAAUAACAGAUUUUACGGUUGUUGUGUUACUCCAGUAGUUACAGGAAGAUAAAGGAAAUGAAAUCGUCAGUAAUCAUCGUGCUGGUAAACAAAACUCUUGUUGUCAGGUGAUUAGAAAUUCCCAGCACGGCUAAGAGAUAGGAAAGGCAUGACGAGGCAUGCACAAGCUAUUUAGAACGUAAGCGCGGAGUUUCAGCUUUUACAGAACUCUAACAUUUAGCCAUGCUUACAGACAGACAUGUUCCAGACCUGACAGAGGGAAUUUACGGUAAGGACCGCAGCAAAUGGUUCAGCUCAGGAAACAAUACUGAUCCCCAGCAACACUAACAGGAAAAAAACUAAACAUCAUUAUACUGGUGACUGUUUCUGAAGUCAUUUCAGACGCAGUGAUAACAUUCCGUGAAACAAACAUCGUUGGUUCAUAAAAAUGACUUGCGCUGAAAAAACGUAUAAAUUGACUGGUAUUUUUUUUUUUACUCUGGAGCGACUUAUUUUCUGGAAAAUAUGGUACAUUAUUUAUUGAAAUUGCAGAGCUGAUUUGGUUGGAUUAAUUACUUUUUUUUUUUUUUUCUUUUAAACUCGAAGUACAUUUCUGUGUUAAUGAAGCCUAAUCUCAGUAUAGGGGUUUACCUCAUGGUCUGGUAAGCUGUUGUUCUUUUUAGAAUAAAAAAAAAAAAAGGCACCUUUGAGUGUUUUCCUAAACUUGUGAGAUUGACCAUUUUGGAAUAAUCGAAUUUGUAGCAAUGUGAGAGUGAACAGUUGAUAUCAUGCCCACCGGUCAUACUUGCAUUAGCUUGCAGUAUUGACACACUGCCUUAUUUUUAUUGUUUAAAUGGCUUAUUUUAUUAAUUGGGCAAUUUAUUUACUCAAAUAAUGCAUUUUGAUUUAUAUUUGCUUUCCCCUGUCUAAUUAUGUGAGCUGACUAACAUGUUAUCUGGUCACUCUCAAACUCUAUUGUAUGAAAAUUGUUACAUUUAUCAAGUUAGCAUAUAAGGUUGGAGAGGAAUUCACUGAUUUUUUUUUUUUUUUAUUGCAUUGAACAUUGAAUUAUUAUUUUGACCAACUUUGCCCACAGAGCUGUAAAGCAUGAUUUGUAUAUUGAGUUUUUCCUUAUAUAAGAAGUCUUAUUUGUAAUCUCUGAGGGAUGGGCAUUGUUGCAAAUUGGGAUAAAGAGUUUACUGAAUGGUGUUUAUGUCUGUUUCUAUUUUAAUUUCUGAAUCCUGAUUUUUUUCUUAUAGAGUUUUUUUUUUUUUUUAAUUAUUCUUCACAUGAUAUCCAUCUCAAAUAAAGAUCAUUUGAGAGACA